Molecule: messenger RNA, 6373 nt
Organism: Chrysemys picta bellii (western painted turtle)
Lineage: Eukaryota; Metazoa; Chordata; Testudines; Emydidae
Gene: SEMA3F
Product: semaphorin 3F
Biological process (GO): negative regulation of axon extension involved in axon guidance; semaphorin-plexin signaling pathway; positive regulation of cell migration
Cellular component (GO): plasma membrane
Molecular function (GO): semaphorin receptor binding; chemorepellent activity
Source: RefSeq, a predicted model, not a curated record
CCGCGGACUCAGUACGAGUUGUGGAGCCAGGCGGGCCGGGGAGCGCACGGGGCCGGAGUCUGCGAUCGCUGCGCGCAGUUCUGUUCGUCUCGCCAGCGCUCCGCGCACGGAGCUGCCAGGGGAAGGCAGCACAGCUCGGCUCGGCGAGCCUAUGGCCCUGGGGGUAGAGCCGGCUCGCCCCUGAUCGCCGGCACCCCGCAACGGGGGGCGCACGGGAAUGGCGCGGGGACUGUGCCGCAGGGCACCCUGCUGAGAUGCUCUUGGACUGGCGCUAGGGUCCCGCUCUCCUCCGGGCUGGGGCUGUCCCUGGAUCGGUGCCGGCUCCACGCCCGCAGCUCGCCGCAGCUGGGAGCCCCGCGCGUCCACGCUGCCCCGUCGGGGGGCUCAAACCCCGGAGUCGUCCGAAGAGGCUUCCCAAGGACUCUGCCUAGACUUAGACCCACCCCACCAUGCCCCUCCUUGGCGUCAUCCUCUGGGUCACUCUGCUGACGCUGGGCUGGCGGGCGGCCCACGCCAAGGACUAUGUCUUUGCCACACCAAGGGUGCAGCUCUCCUUCAAAGAGCUGAAGGCCACCAGCACUGCUCACUUCUUCAACUUCCUGCUCAACUCCACGGACUACCGCAUCCUGCUGAAGGACGAGGACCAUGACCGCAUGUACGUGGGCAGCAAGGACUACAUCCUCUCGCUGGACUUGCACGACAUCAACCGAGAGCCCCUCAUCAUUCACUGGCCCGCGUCCCAGCAGCGGAUCGACGAGUGCAUCUUGUCGGGGAAGAACAACGACGGCGAAUGUGGCAACUUCAUCCGCCUGAUCCAGCCCUGGAACCGGACCCACCUGUACGUCUGUGGCACUGGCGCCUACAACCCCAUCUGCACCUUUGUCAACAGGGGGCGCAAAGCACAGGCCUUUGCGCUGACCCAAAGCGUCCAGCCGGGAGGACGGGGAAGCCGAGCCGCAGACUCCUCCCACAGCCCGACACCAGCAGAACGCAAGGAUUAUAUCUUCUACCUGGAGCCGGAGAAGCUGGAAUCAGGGAAAGGGAAGUGCUCCUAUGACCCCAAGGUGGACAGCGUCUCAGCCUUGAUAAAUGAGGAGCUCUAUGCUGGCGUCUACAUUGACUUCAUGGGCACGGAUGCGGCCAUCUUCCGCACCAUGGGCAAGCAGACAGCCAUGAGGACUGACCAGUACAACUCCCGCUGGCUGAACGACCCAGCGUUUGUUCACGCCCAGCUCAUCCCGGACAGCGCUGAGAGGAACGACGACAAGCUUUACUUCUUCUUCCGGGAGAAAUCAGCUGAUGCCCCGCAGAGCCCUGCUGUCUACUCCCGCAUCGGGCGCAUCUGCUUGAAUGACGACGGAGGUCACUGCUGCCUUGUCAAUAAAUGGAGCACGUUCCUGAAAGCCCGGCUCAUCUGCUCCGUGCCGGGGCCUGACGGGAUCGAAACGCACUUUGAUGAACUCCAGGACGUGUUCAUCCAGCAGACCCAGGACGUGAAGAACCCCAUCAUCUACGCCGUGUUCGCUGCCUCUGGGUCCGUGUUCAAAGGCUCCGCUGUGUGUGUGUACUCCAUGGCCGACAUCCGCAUGGUCUUCAACGGGCCCUUCGCCCACAAGGAGGGACCCAACUACCAGUGGAUGCCAUACACGGGCAAAAUGCCCUAUCCACGCCCGGGCACCUGCCCAGGAGGCACCUUCACCCCCUCCAUGAAGUCAACCAAGGAUUAUCCAGACGAGGUGAUCAACUUCAUGCGCUCGCACCCGCUGAUGUACCAUGCCGUGUACCCCGUGCACCGCCAGCCGCUGGUGGUGCGCAGCAACGUGCACUACAAGUUCACCACUGUGGCCGUGGACCAGGUGGACGCAGCCGACGGGCGCUAUGAGGUGCUUUUCCUGGGCACAGAUCGCGGCACAGUCCAGAAGGUGAUCGUCCUCCCCAAGGAUGACCUGGAGACCGAGGAGCUGAUGCUGGAGGAGGUGGAAGUGUUCAAGGUUCCAGCCCCCAUCAAGACCAUGACCAUCUCCUCCAAGAGGCAACAGCUGUACGUGGCCUCGGCCAUAGGAGUGACCCACCUGGCCCUGCACCGCUGCGACGUGUAUGGGGAGGCCUGUGCCGACUGCUGCCUGGCCAGGGACCCCUACUGCGCCUGGGACGGCAAGGCCUGCUCCCGCUACUCAGCAUCCUCCAAGAGGCGGAGCAGGCGCCAGGAUGUCCGGCACGGUAACCCCAUCCGCCAGUGCCGGGGCUACAACUCCAACGCCAACAAGAACACGGUGGAGGCCGUCCAGUACGGGGUGGAGGGCAGCACGGCCUUCCUGGAGUGCCAGCCCCGCUCCCCGCAGGCCACCGUCAAGUGGCUGCUCCAGAAGGACAACAGCGACCGGCGGAAAGAGCUGCGCAUGGAGGGCCGGGUGCUGCGGACAGACCAGGGACUGCUUCUGCGCUCCCUGCAGCUCUCAGACAGCGGUCUCUACUCCUGCACGGCCACCGAGAACAACUUCAAGCACACAGUGGCCAAGGUGCAGCUGCACGUGCUGAGCAGCGAGACCGUGCACAGCGUGCUCUUCCAGUCAGAGGCACCCGCCCUGCAGGCUGACGGCGACAUCUCCACCUCCGCGCUGGGCAUGCGGGCUGGCCUCCCUGGUGCCUCCGGCCCCCACUACCAGGACCUGGUGCAGCUCCUCACCCAACCUGAAAUGGGACUCAUCAACCAGUACUGCCAGGGCUACUGGCGGCAUGCAGCCUCCAGCCACAAGGAGGCACUGGCCAGCCUCAAAGCCAAGGAGCUGCAGGACGAGAAGAAGCCUCGAAACCGCCGGAAUCACCAGCCAGACGUGGACCAGCUCACAUGAAACCGCCGCCAGGGACUUUGUAAUAACAGUGCUAUAUUUUCCCCCCCUUUUAAUAUUAAAAAUAUCUAUAAAUAUAUAUAUAAAUAUAUAUAUAUAUACACACACACUCCCCCCCUCCCUUUCAAGACAGUAUUUAUUUGUAGGUUGUACAUAGUCCAUGGGAGAUGCGGUCCCACCCCUUUGCCCCAUGGCCCUCUGGGUAAGAUAGCCAGGUUCCCAGAGGCACCCUGGCCAGCAGCUUGUCCUUUUCUCUUCCUAACUUCUAUGGUACUGUAAAAUAAAAGGCAGGCACCGAGCAUGGGGGUGGGGCUAGGGUAAGAUCCCCUCCUCCGGUCCCUCAUCAAACCAGAAGCUCUUGAUGCUAACGUAGAAAUGGCCAGCACAGAACCUAAGCUGGGGUGCCAUUGGUGGAGCUGCCAUAUUCCCUCUCCCCCUGGCAUGGGUGGAGGAGCCUGGGUUUGGUCUGUUUCCUGCCAGUGCCCUUGGCAUUGAUGUGUGCUGGGCCCGAGCAAGGGGGGUGUCUGACUUAGGGAUGGGAAGUCCAUGCUGGGGGUGGAACUUCUUGGCCACUGACCAUAUCCUUCCCCUGUUGGCACUGGACGAGGAGGGGACUGGCAGGGAGAAAGAGAAGUGGUCCCCUCAAGGGAACAGAGUCCCCAGGAGCUGGCACCCACUGUGCAUGCACGCCCGAUGGCACGUCACUCCUGGCGGGACUGUCCAGGCUGGGUGCCUCUCGAAUGCCCAGGGAGGCGCCAUCGCUGGGCUAAACCCCGUGGGGGUUGAGGGCAGAAGGCCAGGCUUUUCCACCCGCCACUGGCCACGCAUCACUCCUGCGAGGGGUAUGUCUGGGAAUGAUAUCACAGGCUCAGCCUGGCCUGAUUGGUGGAUGAUGUGAUGCCCUCCAGGGGGUGGAGCUGCAGUGGUAUAAAAAGCAGGCUCUGUGGCCAGAUUAAAUCAGGGAUUCAGGAAGCAGAAUCAGGGAUUCAGGUGAGGAUGUCAGCUGCUGCUGUGCUCCUCUGGUGCCAGCUGCACCCAGCAGGCAUGCCCCUUCCUGGGCUCUGCUGCAGUGGCACCUCGGAGGGUACUAGGGACACUGGGCAUAGGGGCCAGGAAUGGCUGGGGCAGACACUCCGCCCCCCCCCCCCUCCACUGGAGGUGGGAAGAAUCCUUUUGGCAGGCAGGGUGAAGCGAGGAAAGGACAGAGCGAGUAGGAGGAUGGAGCGAGGCAAGUGGGGGAGAAGAGGCAGGCAAUGGGUACCUGGGCAGCCAGGUCCUCCCUACUGAGUGACUUGGGCAAGUCACUCCCCUCUUGGUGCCUCAGUUUCCCCAUCUGAUUACUUCUCAUUAUUUAUUAAGCCAUGGCCCCACUGCUGCUGGACCUGGCAGCAGCAGCCUCUCUGCUGUGUGGCUUCAUGAUGGGGGGAGGAAAGGAAGGAGUGUCAGUAUUGAGCUGUGAGGCAUUGUGGGUAGUGAAGUCCUGAGACACGUGGUCGCUGCACUGGGCCAUGUGGGAGCUGAGUAGUGGGUUUCCUGGCAGCUGCACUGUCCCAGUCAUGGGGACUGGGAACUAGGGAAGCGUGUAUGCAGGGAGGGAGCCAGAGGGAUGGGGGGUGAAAAAAGGGGUCAUGGGCGGGGGCUGACUGGCUAAGAGCACUGCCUGUAUUCAAUCCCUAGGGCUAGUGGCCACAGCCACACUCACCCUGGCAGACCCCAGAGUGCUUUGCAAACUGGACCGACAGAGGCACUUCAGUCACCUCUCGGGGUGGGGCGGUUACAAUAGUGCCUCUGCCCCACAGCUUAAGUCAGGACUCCGAAAUUGCCCCGGGAGCUGGGGGGAAGGGGGGAAAUUGGACUCCAGAUGCUUGGGGCAGGCAUUGGCUGCUGCUGCUGCCGUAGGGGUUUUAAGGCCUGUGCUCAAAGCACCUGCCUGAAGGGGCUGUUAAUUGGUGGGGAGAGACAGAGCCUGGGGUUUACCCUGGCUCCCCUGCUCCCAGCCUGUGCUGCCUGGGGUCACCACUAGGGGCCAACCUCAGCCCUGGAUUCAGCAGGGGGCCCAGCUCAUGGGAUCACAGAGCCGCUGGCAUGUUGCCCACACCACCCCAAUAGUUCAGGCCAAGUCCGUGGCUGGUGCAAAGCAGCGCAGCAUCACGGCCUGCCGUGGGUAUUGGUGGGGCUUCACCCCUUCCCACCAGCUGAGGAUCUGGCCCUGGCCCCUCCAGAGUCAGGUGCCCAUCCGUCCACUAGCGUGGCAUGGUCCCAGUGCACAUGGGCACUCCAUGGCCAUUAGCAGCUGCAGCACUGCCCGCUGGGGCAAUCCAGGCAGGCUGGAGCAGUGGGGCCAAGCAGGGCAGGCACUGCUCCCCAGACCGCGCACAGGAAGGUUACUCAGGCUCAGGGCGAGGGGGCUGGCCUGAGAGCUGGGAACACAAAGAGGACUGGGUGCCAGUCUGGGAAAAGACACCAUUAGCCACAAGGAUCACUGCCCCAUCUGAGCCAUGAUGUGUGGGCACAGCCACACCCAGAGCCAGCCCUGGCUCUGCACACUGGUAGAGCCAGGCACCUGGCAGGAGCAGAUGGAAGCCAGGGCAGUACUCACUGCACUAAGUGCUGACUCUCCCCGGGCAGGGGAGACUAUAGCAUAAAGAUCAGCUCUCCCCAAGCAACUCCUGGCUUUCUGGGGUUGGAACCAGCUGCCCUAGGUGGCAAGCACAUGGGGCUAUAGAAAUUAGUGGCUAGCCCCAUAGAGGUCUGUAGUGAAAGCUGGGAAUACUAUGGAUAACCAUGCAUGAUUUCAGAUAAGGGAAGAACAUGUGACAGGGUCAUUGUGCUGGGACACACUUCACCCUGCAAUUCCACCACAGUCAGAGUGCCUGGGCGCCCCGGGGGCAGUGCCCAUCUCUGUUCACAUGACAGGCAUCCGAGAGUCAUCCAUUGGUUUUCCUCUGAGAUAACAAUGCCAAGUUCCUUACGCACACACACACCCUUAGGGCUCUGCUCCCCCCAAGCAGAUGGGUAAGGGAGCAAAGCAUCCUGGGGUCAGUUAUGCAAAUUCCAAAGCAGGAAGUCAGGCCCUGAGAGCCCCACCCCUUUGCUCCCAGCUAGUUGAGACUCAAAAGGGUACACCAUGGUGCAUAGGGAUAGGCAGGGAGAGCUCACCCUUGCCAGGCCAAACCAGUAAGACAGGAAUUGUGCCCUUUGCUUCCCCGUGCUGCUAAUGCCUGGUGUUAACCACUUCCAAGUGGGCCACUUCUGUGAUUGAGUGGCCCAUGGCUCAUGUGGUGUGUACUGACAGGUACACGCCAGGGCCCUGCCCAUCCAUUUCCCUUGCCCCCCACCCCAUGGGACAGCUGCCUGCGCCGGUUCAGACCAAGCGCAUCUGCUCUCUGGUGUAAAUAGUUGUAAAUGGCGAAUGUAACAGAAGCGGAGCAGGCAGCAAGGCUGAGCUCCAAGGCACAUCACACCUGUAAUGUGAACUUCCUGUGGCUGGGAACAAACUAAUAAACACUGGCUUUGUUUAUGGA